This is a messenger RNA of Ctenopharyngodon idella (grass carp), 4332 nucleotides long. RefSeq lists its product as uncharacterized. The record is from RefSeq and is a predicted model, not a curated record. The transcript is spliced from 2 exons. The coding region runs from base 2237 to 3454 and encodes 405 amino acids. Lineage: Eukaryota; Metazoa; Chordata; Actinopteri; Cypriniformes; Xenocyprididae.
CCCCCCCCCCAUCACGGCAGGGGGGCGAUUUGGGAUGACUAUAUAUUUAAGCCUUAAUUUAUUAUUUUGUGUAACAUAAAAACAAAUGUCAUUAUAUUCUAUGUAAAGCUGAGAAUCUAAGCUUUCAAAUGGUACCAUAUUGAGGCCAAAAGUGUUAAAAAAUUAAGUGUAAAUGUUAUGAUGAACCACUGCGGCCCACCCACAGGCCGGUGCGGGUUAAGAGGUUAAUACAUCAUAAUAAAUAAAGUCUCUGGUACUUGAAUACUGCAGAUCUUUUUUACACCAUUGUGUUGUUUGUGGUCCUCCAUCAGCAGCUGCAGUAUCUCUCAGCUGUAUCAGUGCAUCACUGUGACGUCAGACUGACCGAGGUUUUUGUACCACUCUUUAUCACUGUGUGAACACAGCUUUACUGUUGAUAUAGUGUUCACUCUGACAGUAAUAAUCUCCUGUAUCUUCAGUCUGGACUCCACUGAUGGUCAGAGUGAAAUCACUGCCAGAUCCACUGCCACUGAAUCUAGAUGGAGUUCCUGACUGGAGGCUGUUGGUCCAAUAAGUCAGGAGUUUAGGAGCUUCUCCAGGUUUCUACACUGCAAUACUUAUUGGACCAAAAACCUGCACACAGAAUCUCUUAGACAGUGAUACAAUCUAAUGAAACGGUCAUACAAAAACCUCUAUUCCACUCGAGUGAACACAAACUCCAGCAGAGAGAGAGAAACAACACUUCAACACACUGAUAUUAGAAGAAACUCAGAUCUUCUCAACACUCAAACAUUCAGUUUGGACAAAAUGCUUUUCAAAAAGGAGCAAUAAACACACUUUCAUUUAAACAAGCAUUUAUUGAUCUCAUUUACAACAGACAUGAUUCAUUUUGGCUUUAUAUCCUAUAUUUCUCAUUCGUUCUCUCGUUGUGUGCUAAUAUAACACUGUUUAAAGAAACAGAUCUGUGACCUUUGACCUCUUUUAUCAUGGAUGAUGUUGUGGAGUUUCUCAUAAUGAUCUUCUGUUCUUCAUAUGAAUCAAUCAUCAUGAUUCACAAGAAAACCUGCAGCUUCAGACUUCAAUCUUCAGUGAAAAUCUGUUCAAAUAUUGAGUUUACUGAAUAGCCAAAGUCAAUAGAAAGAGUCAACAAUGAAAAUAUAAAAGGUAUUUUGCAUGUUCUACACAGUCAAGCAUGUUUUCAUAUUCAGGUCUGUUAUAAAAGUAUCUGGACUCAUUAUGAAUCUCCCAGCCUGGUCUCAUUGUUAAUACGCAGGUAUAAAUACGUAACUUUCCAAGACACAAAACACUUUUGUACGUUUAGAAAGGUGCUGAAACGUACAAUAUUGACAUAUUUAGAGGACUAAAACAUGAAAAUACUUAUUUUAUUAUUAAUAUUUUUUCAGCAAAAGAAAAGUAAAAUAUUUACGAAUCUUUCAUGUCAUAAAUAUAUAAUGUAUAAUUUCCCUUGUAUCGUUUGUAGAUAAAUGUAAGAUCCCUAAACCCCAUCCCGAACCUAAACAUACAUAUUUUAUACCGAAUGUUAAAAGAAAAAAAAAAAAACAUAAUGGAAAGAAAUGUGUAGGAAAAAUAUAACAUUAAAACCAUAUUUUGAGCCGCUAAUCCUACACCUACCCCAAAACCUACCCAUAACCAUUUCUUAAAACUACCUACUGUUAUAAAUAAAAUAACAAACAAAACAAGCGAAACAACAAUAAUUUAUUUAUUGCGAAAAUGUCCAAAAGUGCUACCAAAAGUAGUUCAAAUGAUGAUGAGUUGCAGUCGCAGUCCUCUCUGGCGGUAAUAGUUUUUUAAAGGGUACAGAGCAGAUGUCACGAUCACUGUCUGUGCCUGUCAGUUCCUGGACUCCACUUCCCAUAAUCCUCCCUUCCAAUCACACGCACCAAUCACCAAUUGCCACACACACCUGCAGAUCAUUACCUGGACUAUUUAAGACACACACACACACACACACACACCCUUGGCGAAGUCUUGAUUUGCCCCGGUGAUCAACUCUGAGCGUUUUCUUGUGGACUGUUUACCCUGUUACCGUUGGAUUGUUUAUUCUCUGUGACCCUUGCUGCCUACCCUGAUCUUUGCCUGUUUCCUGGACUGUGAUUGUUUGCUGCCUGCCCUGAUCCUUGCCUGUACCCUGAUUCUGUUUGUCUGCCGCCUGCCUCGACCAUUGCCUGUCCUUGUUUAUGUUCCUGCCUUUGCCCCUGUCUACCUGUGUAAAUACUGUUCUUAAUAAAGCUUGCAAAUGGAUCCCCGCUCUGCCGACCCUUCAUUACAGAAGACUUCGCCAACACAUGGAUCCAGCGGCUUUCCUGAAGAACAAUGGCCCAGUAGGAACGUCGCACAAUUGUUAUUAGGACUCACGCAGGGCACACGAUCGAUAGAGGAUUAUAUCACGGAAUAUUUGAACAUUGCUUAUUGGUCAGAUCUGCCGGACUGCGUGCUCAUAGACUUUUUCUGUGAGGGCAUCAAUCAGCCACUUAAAGAACAACUCAUUCGUGAGGGACCCCGUUCAUCUCUAAGUCUGUUUUUGGAUUAUGCUUUAUUGACUGUUGGCUCUCCGUUUACUGUGGGUGUCGUGGAGAAAUGCGACACUUCAUCCAUUCACGUAAUGGCCGCCGCGCCAGAUGACGCUCAUAAAAUGGCGGCCACCAUAAUAACAACACCAAGUCAAGUCACAGUUGACCUCCGUGAGCCAAGUCACGUCUCCUCUGAUCUUCCAGAACAACGUCAUGUCCCCGCUGUUCUUCUAGAGUCACGUUACGUCUCUGGAUCUGUUUGGGAGCGGAGUGGGUUGCGUUCCAGUGUGGCUGAUCCACCGCUGACUUCAGCACGAGCGGCUGGCAUUCCUAAGCCUCCGCCGGCCGCUUCGCACUCAAGCCCGCUGGCCGCUACGCCCUCAAGUUCGUCGGUUGCAUCGCCCUCAAGCUCGUCUGUUGCGACGCCCUCAAGCUCGCCGGUUGCGACGCCCUCAAGCUCGCCGGUUGCGACGCCCUCAAGCUCGCCGGUUGCGACGCCCUCAAGCUCUCCUGAUGCUAUGGACAAGAUGGCCGCUUUGCCAGUGCCCACGGGCAAGAUGGCCGUGCCGCCAGUGUCUGGGAACAUAGGGGUCGUCCCAGCCAGUGAGUCCGCUCCACCCCGUGAGCCCGCUGCAGCGCCCACCGAGGAGGUAGGCACAGAGCCACCGCCUCAACCAUGCAAACGGAGGAGGAGGAGGAAGGCUUCCUCCAUCCCUCAAGGCCCGGAGGCCGUCCCAGAGCAGCCCGCUGCCGUCCCAGAGCAGCCCGCUGCCGUCCCAGAGCAAUCCGCUCUUCCUGAUACGGCCACGGAGGCCGGCGCCACCCGAGCUCCUCGCCCUGCCGGCGCCACCCGAGCUCCUCGCCCUGCCGGCGCCACCCGAGCUCCUCGCCCUGCCGGCGCCACCCGAGCUCCUUACCCACGAAACCGCCACGGCCUCCGUUGAAUUCCCCAAGAACUUUUUUGGGGGGGGGCCAUAUACCUGAGGGUGGGGAGCUUGUGGGUGGGGACCCUGCACGCCCACGGCCUUCAACCGCCUGUAAACUGCUGUGGCCGGCUACGGACCCUGACCUGCCGUGGUUGCCCAAGCCACCUGACCUGCCGUGGUUGCCCAAGCCACCUGACCUGCCGUGGUUGCCCAAGCCACCUGACCUGCCAUGGCCUCCCGACACUCCUGACCCGCCGUGGCUGCCCAUGGCACCUGACCCGCCGUGGCUGCCCGUGGCACCUGACCCGCCAUGGCUGCCCGUGGCACCUGACCCCCCGUGGCUGCCCGAGUUCCUGGACCUGCAUUGGAGACCCCGUUCCCGUCUGCCAACAGGUCUCCAAUGUACCCACCCCCCCUCCCUAUCUGUGCCAUUUACGCCGUGAGGACGCGCCUUCCGGAAGGGGGGCGUUAUGUCACGAUCACUGUCUGUGCCUGUCAGUUCCUGGACUCCACUUCCCAUAAUCCUCCCUUCCAAUCACACGCACCAAUCACCAAUUGCCACACACACCUGCAGAUCAUUACCUGGACUAUUUAAGACACACACACACACCCUUGGCGAAGUCUUGAUUUGCCCCGGUGAUCAACUCUGAGCGUUUUCUUGUGGACUGUUUACCCUGUUACCGUUGGAUUGUUUAUUCUCUGUGACCCUUGCUGCCUGCCCUGAUCUUUGCCUGUUUCCUGGACUGUGAUUGUUUGCUGCCUGCCCUGAUCCUUGCCUGUACCCUGAUUCUGUUUGUCUGCCGCCUGCCUCGACCAUUGCCUGUCCUUGUUUAUGUUCCUGCCUUUGCCCCUGUCUACCUGUGUAAAUACUGUUCUUAAUAAAGCUUGCAAAUGGA